Molecule: messenger RNA, 3091 nt
Organism: Thamnophis elegans (Western terrestrial garter snake)
Lineage: Eukaryota; Metazoa; Chordata; Lepidosauria; Squamata; Natricidae
Product: B-cell receptor CD22-like
Exons: 13
Coding region: 1-2742 (913 amino acids)
Source: RefSeq, a predicted model, not a curated record
AUGGAAAUGGAAAGACCUCCUUGGAGGAAGCAAGCUACGGCUCGAUCAUUGCAUUUCUUUGUGAUAGUUUCACUUUUUAUCCUCUUCCAAACCGUAAGGAGAUGGAACUUAACCAAAUAUCAUUAUUUAAUUCUCUUUUCAGGUUCUCUAGGUGAUCCAUUAUCUGUGACACCCAAAACCCUAAGUGCUUGGGAGGGAUCUUGUGUGAUCAUUUCAUGCAAAAUCGAAGAGGAGUAUGAAAGUCGAUCUAUCAACCAGGUGUCCUUUGCUUGGUAUUUUAACCCUUCAUAUGAUAACAACAUAGGAGAUUACAGUGGAAAGCUCUUAUAUAAUAACAACCAGACAAUAACUGAAGUCAGUUCGGAGUUUCAUAAUCGAGUGACAUUUGUGGGUGAUUUAGGACGCAAAAACUGCAGUUUGAAAAUUUCCCAGCUCCACCAAAAUGAUACAGGCAUUUAUGGGAUCAGACUUUUUUGGAAAUCUGGAAGCUUGCCUGAGCAAAAGAAAUGGUUAUCUAAAGUUAAUAUUAGAGUUCAUGAAACCCCUUUACAACUGAUAUAUACGUGGUCCCCACAAAUGGAAGAAGGCAGCAAGUAUACAGUGGCAUGUUCAAUACCUUAUCAUUGCUUUGCUGAGCCCAUAAAAUUGUCUAUCGAAGGACUAGAAGAUCAUCACGAGUUCUCCCAACAAAUGACCACUGAAACAGAGAGAGUAAAGGCUGAACAGCCUUUCAAGGCCACGUGGAAGGACCAUAAGAAACAAUUGACAUGCUUGCUAAAAACCUACAAAGGGACAGAAAUAAGGAAAAAGUUUGCAAAUCUGAUGGUGAAAUAUGGUCCCAAAGGAGUUAAACUGAAUGCUGACCAUGAAGGCACACUCAGAGAGGGAAACAAACUCACUCUGGAAUGUAUAGUUGGCAGCAGUAAUCCUCCUGUGCGCUCUUUUCUGUGGUUUAAGAAUGGUAAAAGUUGGAGUAGUGCGCAAUGGGAUGCCAGAAGAGAAUUUCAUAGUUUAAAAGACACAGAUUCUGGCAAAUACAGGUGUCAAGUUGAUAACGGCAUUGAAAAAAUCAGUUCUGAAGAUCUGGACAUCGACGUCCAGUAUCUGCCAAAAGUCAGCAUUAAUGUAAUGCCGCGACUACCCAUCCAAGAAAAUGCUGAAGUGGUUUUGAAAUGUUCAGCCAUUGGCAACCCUCCCAUCAGCAGUUAUGAAUGGUAUAAAAGCAGCACAUCUGGUGUUAUCAUGGCUGGAGAGGAACUGCGAUUUGAGGGAAUUCAACCCAGCAAUUCUGAUACCUAUCGUUGUGUGGCCCGCAACAAGAUUGGCCAUUCAAAUCGCUCUGUCACACUGAAUGUUAAUUAUCGCCCCAAGAAUGUCCAACUUUUUCCUUUAAAUCAUUUGCCCAUCAAGGAAGGAGACAAAGUCAUUUUGAACUGUACUGUGGGCAGUAGCUACCCCAGCAUCAAUAAUUACAAAUUUUUUAGGUCAACCAGCUUCAUACCAACAAGUGACCGUCGCUACUCGGCAUCUACAUUUUUCGCACUACCUGAACUCUCCGCGUUUUACAGUUGUGAAGCAUGUAAUUAUCUUGGCUGCACUUCCUCCCCAAGCAUCCUUUUGGAUGUCCUCUAUGGCCCCAAAGACCUCAAGCUCAACCGAGAACCUUCGGGAUUGGUCCUCGAAGGUGAUCCUGUUCGCCUGACUUGUAGUGUGGGAAAGGCCAACCCCAAGACACUCAGCUACACCUGGUAUAAAGAUGGAGAACGUCUGCCUCUGAACUCUACAGAAAGUGUUCUAUUCAUCCAGAAUGCCCAGUCAAUGGAUUCUGGCAGAUACCAUUGUGUUUCAAAAAACAUCAUAACAAAUGCGGUGUCUCCAUCUAUUAGGCUGGAAGUGAAUUACGGGCCUCGUAACGUCCAUGUAACUCUAGACAAGAAAUCUGUUACUGAAGGAAUGGAUGUUUAUUUGAAAUGUGAUAAUGAUGCUUACCCAUUAGUGGAUACUUACAAGUGGUAUUGGAAAGGAGAAGAAAUCUUUAUGGAGAAUUCCAAAAUCUUAGUACUCAGGAAAAUUAAGCCUGAGCAGUCAGGAGAAUAUCUUUGCAAAGCAUUCAAUUCUGUCUCUAAUAAGGAAUCACAGCUCCUCACCAUUAGUGUAUCCUACAGCAGAGCCACAAUGAUGAAACUCACCUUGAUUAGCCUUGGCAUAGUUCUUGCCCUUAUUAUCUCACUGGGGUUGCUGGCUUAUGGCUUGAAGAGAUGGAAGAAAGCGACACGUUCAGACAUUGGCAGGACACAGAGGACGGGCUCAUUUUUUGUGAGGAAGGCCAAGCGAGAACUACCACCUAAUAACAACUCCAGACCAAAUGGAGGUAGAACAGAGAGCCCCCUAGACUGCCAGGACGAGGAUCAAGAUGGCACCAUUUCAUAUGCACGACUCCAGUUCGCCCACAGUGGGUUACAGGACCGUACUAUUUAUUCCAGUGUCAUGCAACCAAAUGUGGGACUAGAUUCCUCAGAUAACAGCACGAUCUACAGUGUAGUAAAUAAACCUGCACUCCACCCCAAGAAUGACACCAAGGUGGAUUAUGAGAAUGUGAUGAAGAAAGAAGAAGAAGAAGAAGAGGAGCUUCACUAUUCUUCCUUGGUGAACCUAGCGCCACGCUCCCGCCCCAUCAACGCUGACUUAGAAACGGAUUCUGAAUCCGAAGGCAGCAUCCAGUAUGCAGCUCUGAAGCACUGAUCUACUCAAGUUUGCAGAGAUCAGGACUCUCCCGCUAGGGAGUGGGAAGGGAUUUAGAGUUAGGUGUGUCUAAAAAGCUUUCUCUUUACAGCCAAGUAUAUCAGAGUUCUGUGGGUAAAAGAAGAAAGAUGAAAUAGGGUACAGGCAGUGGUGGGAUUCAAAUAAUUCAACAACCGGUUCUCUGCCCUAAUGACCAGCUGAGUAAGCGGGGAUCGGUGGUCAUGUGACUGGGUGGGAGUGGCUAACUCUACGGCACUCAAGACGAUGGGCCCUUCGCCUUAGCUGUAACAAUGUAAGAAGGAGAGGCAGCUUCUGUAAGCAGGGCAAUAAAGAUUAGGCUAGAAGCAAC